AUGAGCAUUAGGACCCGCGAAAGAGACCUAUAUGAGCCGCCGCAGUUAGUGCUGUCAUACAUGGAGACGCUCAAUCUCACAAUGGACCAGUGCCGCACGUCCAUUGACAGAUCAACUCUUUGUAUUUCCAUAGCCUCUAGAUACAGGACUAUCCUCUAUAGUUCGAUAGAUGCAACGCCACAGCGCCUUCUUAUUCUGGAAACAUCACCCUUCAGCCCCGCAGAUGAGGCUCUCGGUGAUCCUUUGCUGGCCAACCAGGUUCACAACGGUAAUAACAAUGAAUUUUUGCUAGGACCGGACGCUGUACCGUCAACCGCUUACCCCAGCAAUCCCUUUGUGUUUACCUUUGAGUCAGUCUUUCCUGGAAUCAUGGCCGACCUUCCUCAGACGGCUGUGGCUAUCACGACAGAUGGGUUUCUUCUCUGCUUUAGCGACCUUCAAAAGGACUUUAGACGGGACCGCCUGUGUCUCGUCCGUAGCAGAUUAUGUAAUUAUUUGAAUCUCUAUCCCACAGAAUUUGUAACGGCGGCCGAAACCGCUGGAGCAGGCAUACUGCCCGAUCCUCCGCAUGCAUCCAGGAGCUCUAAAGCAUUACGAGUAACUUUGCUUAUUGGCACCAGCCUUGGGCGCAUUCUGAGGGUCACACUGAGGAUUGAUGAGCAGCUGGACUUUGAGAUUUCCAAGCGGGCCCCCAUGUCUGCGGUCAGUGUCAAAGAGCGCAAGUCACUCAGGCUCCAAGCAAGUAGUUGGCUCGGAUCCUUUCAUAAGGCUGAUCCCAUGGCUCCACAGAGAGGAAUUAUCAAGCGGACAAAGGUGGCAGUGGCACAGUUUUGUAAAGGGAUGCUAACGGGAAUGCCAACCAGGGCCAGUCCUAUUUCGCAAACAAAUUCAGCAAUCAGUAUGACUGUUGGGCGAAACAGCCUCUUGGGCAGCAAUAAGCUGGGGAUACGGGCAUACAAUGUUCCUUACUCUUCCUGCACUCUUGAACUGGUUGACGAGCCCUUCCCCACAAGAUCUUUAGGAGGUCGAAAAACAGCGCACUCUCUGCUGGAACAGAUGCGCGAGUUCUUUUCUGGCUAUACGGAGGUUGACAGGCUUGCGUAUCCCAUUGCACUAAAGCGCCAGGUGCUUCUUCAAAUGAAGGAGGCAGGACAUGUCCUGACCAAGACCGGCGGUGAGAAGGAGCUUCUAAAGCUCAUGAAGCCUCCUAAGCGCACGCAUCUUCAAAGAAGCAUCGGACUGAAGCCCCAACAAAUCGAGGGCAAGAGGCGGCUGGGAAGAUGGGCUGAAGAACACGAACAGCUUCGUCGCAACAACCUGCUCAACCCACUGGAGUUGACUAAUGUCGAUGGCGUACAGCUAUAUGAUCCACAAGGCGAGCAAUUUAGGUCGCUGCAUCAAUCAGAGCUAGACCAAGGCGGGAUCUAUAAAGAGUAUAAAAACAAUGCUAGAGUCUACUUUCCAGAAAUACCCAAUGAUGCCUGGGUCUCUAACUUUCUUACCUUGGAUCCAGUUCUCCGCAUCAGGGUUACCGACUUGGAAACAACUUCCACGGCUAUCAACGGGCAAGUAUUGAUUAUCUAUGAAGACAGAAUUGUUCUGCUCAAGAAGAGAAUUCCGGUUAUAAAUGCGUUGACUAGGUAUGGUCGAAGGUUUCUCUCUAACGUUAAAUAUUAUGGAGCAAGUUACCGGCCAGAGAGCCUUGCCAAAGGUGACAUUAAGCAGUCUCUGUUUGCCAGCAAAAGCAGGGCCGAUAAAGAACAGCCUAUCGCUGGUGAACUAUCGAAGGAGGCUUACGACAGACUCUGCUUCUAUGGCUUAAUUGACAGGCCUCCUGAUUCUGUUGGAUUGAGAGUGUGCGAUACGUCCUCAAUGGUGUUCUCAUCACAGGCAAUUAUUCGGGCAGACGAGCUAUCUACUCUUUUCCCCGGAACUAGGUACGUUUCCUGUGCCACAGAAACAAUCCCACACAUAGACUAUGAAGAUGAACGCGCUUAUAUAACGAUGUCAGAUUGUAACGUUAUAGAUAAGAACUCCGUCAUUCUUCUAUAUUCAGUUAUAGCCCUAUCAGAGAGCAAGAAUCUUCGCUUGAUUGAUAAUUGUCCACAAGAGGGCUCGGUCACAUAUUCCCUUCUUUAUUACAAUCAUCACACAAAUGUGAUUGUGGCUGAUAUCCUGCUCAACCCUUUAGUUCAGCGCAAAGAAGGACGAGUAUCUGAGAUGCCCGUUGAAGGCCCCGGCCUCGACGACGCUCAUAUGCACUCAGGUACAAUGAUGAUAUCCCAUAUCCCUGUCUCCGACAAGCUCUUCUCUAAGCAGACGAAGCACAGUAGAAGAUUCAAGUCAGAGGCGCUUAAAGAUUUAGUUAUCGAUAUGUUCAACUAUUCUGUCGAAAACUUCCCUCUUGCCGACUUCUACUCUAGACGCCCAAGCCUAGAUAUCCCCCUCUUAAAUAGCAAAGUAGGAUACGUAGUGACAGGAAGCCGGGUGUUGUGCACGAGAGUGUUGUCUGGAAUUUCAGAUCUCUCUCCACAAGCCUUGGCCCUGGCAUAUGGUUCUCCAGGGACAAGCUCUCAUGUUUACAUUUAUAACAAGCCGGGAGACUACUUCCUGCAGUACAGGGAUGAAUUGCCCCAAUUUGUUGAAUCCCUUUUCAACACCCCCAUUGAUCCUAGCCUAAUGCAUAAGGUAACUUCCGUGUUACACGGACUUAGAUCAACUAAAGCACGGAUGGCACACAGCAUCAGGAGCGAACUUCUCAAGCGGUAUACUGUGCUCUAUUACGGAUCAUUACCAAACUUACUUACCGUCCACGCUUCACAGAGGAAAAAUAUGGCCUUUACAAACAGGCUUGGACUCACCGGGAAAGCAUUUGAUGACCUUAUGCUCACUCGUGUGCCUGUGGCAUCCGUUCUAAAGUCCCAAGGAAUGAGCAGGAGCGAUAUGACUUGCAGAAAUAUUGAUAAUAUUUAUGACUCGCAAGCCGUUGUGCAGCUCAAGCCGUAUGGCUCAGAGCGCUUUACUGGUCGCAAUUUUUCAUUUCCACAAGGCGCAGGAUCCAUCAGUUCCUACGGAUUCGCAUCUCGGCGAGCCAUCCAUCGCAAGCUGCGGCUCAUCAAGACAGUCCACCUUACCAGCAUUCUUCUCCUAACAAACCAGGGUUAUCUACGCUCUCUCAGUAAUUACAUUGAGGCCAUUGGGCAGACCCCUGAAGGUGCCACAGUUGAACCCCUCGACAGGUCAUUGACUGGGAACGUCAACAUGGAUAUACUUUUUACCUCACAUAAUGGUGGCUCGUGUAGUAAGCUUGGUGACGGAGCGAGACGAGAAUACCUAGAAAAGCGCCUAAAGCACACAGACCCAACUGGCGGCUCGAAGCUCACGCCCUACGAUCUCCUCCAUGCAUCCUACAGUGCAUAUUGCAGCGGAGAUGCUCUUUUCAACCUCUUGUUCCAAACACUCGUCCCAGCAGAUCUGGAGAGGCUUCUUAUACACAUAACUGACCGUUCUAUUAUCAAUAAUAUAGAAGACCCCAUCUGGUGUGCACGCGAACACACCAGUAGUGAUAGGGCAUUCAUGGUUUCUGGAACCCUCUCUUCAGGGCCUGGUUCAUCUAUCGACAGGAAGGAAAUAGCAAGACACAAGACACUCUGUAAGUUGUACUUCAAAGCGUGCAUACAAAAAAUCGAGGAUCUCAUACUAUUCAUUACAUUUCUCAAAGAGACCGGGCUAUGGGGUGUCAAAAGCCUUGUUACGGCCGAUCUGAAAAUGAAGAUUCGAACGUAUUUGGAAGCUCUCUAUGCUAUGUCUGGCCUUAUAAAGUUCUUCUACGUUUACACCGGUCGUGGGAACGAAUCCCCGACCCUUCUUGAAGCUGAUUACUAUCUGCUCACCUUCCACGAGUACUCUAACUUUGUGUCGGAGUACAAUGAGGUACUGGUUUGUCAGCAGCUGCAGCAAAGUAUAGGGAAGAUAUACUCGUCAGUUUGUAAAGCGGAUGGACAAUUCAAUUCCGGCUUUACCAAACUCCGCGAAGCAUGCUUGAAUGGCUUCGAAUCUAUCUUGAGCGGCGUGACCCUGACAACAACCAGUCACCUUCCCAUAGCACACGGUAUUCUGAAGAACGUAAGGUCUGUUCUUGACCCUCUUUCAAACAGUAUGUCAGAUGAGUUUAAAUUAACGCAGGAACGGCUUUUUGAGGUCUUAUCGAUGGCUCAAUCACUCGAUUCGCUCUGUGUUUAUUUGCAAACGGCAUUGGUGUCUAGAGAAACGAACAUUGAUCUGUUGUCAAUUUCGACAUAUAAUGACAUCCCUUCUUGGCUCAACUCUCUUCAUCCAUGUUUGUAUGAUCUCUUCAACGUUAUCUGCAGCCUGGUUAGCCAAAUGUGUAGCAUCUAUAAAAUAUCUAUAGACACAGAUGGCCAGGGAACUCCUGUGUCUUUUGGCCUUCUAGAACACAAUGCAAAGAGCCUUCACGAAUUUGUUCUGGUCCAGCUAGUCAAGACAAGUGCAACCUUAGCAGAUUGCGUCCUCCAAAUCUUCUACAGAUCGAAGGAAGCAGGCUUGGCAAUCCAGUCGUUCAAGGACAGGCGUCGCUCAAUUAACGAAGAGCUGGUCUCUUUACCGGUGAAGGUUAGGCAGGCUGCAACGGUGAUGGCCAAGUACCACGAUUGGUCGAGUUUUGUGCGGUACAGCUUUGCACUCUUUGAGCUUAGAGAUCUGACACCCGCCGAGAUUUCCAGGGUAGUCAUAUUCCAUCCAUCUCUUACACAGAGUGUAGCCGGGUUAUCAGCGUACUUCAAGGAGUACCAGAGCGGGAUUUCUGCCUCUAACGUUGUAUUGGAAUCGACUAUGCUUCCGACAGAAGCCAUCCCUGUCCUUCCCCACGGUCUUUUAGAAAUAAUGGCCAACGUCAUUGAUGUUGGUGCUCUAGCCUUAGACCUAGAGCCCCUUGCAGAGCUCCGAGCAGUCCUCCUUGACGAGCUGGAGGUUUAUGGAUACACGAUUCGCUUCACGCUUUUGGCCAAUGAAGACACUAAUGAGCUAGCCAAUCUCAUCAUUGCCCUAAGGUCAUCUGCCACCGGAUUGAUGAAGGGGGUUCCCCAAAACGAUGCUGUCAUGGAGGCCGUUUACGACCUAGCAGCCAGGUGCUCGCUCUGA
This is a messenger RNA of Giardia duodenalis, 5160 nucleotides long. RefSeq lists its product as uncharacterized. The record is from RefSeq and is a predicted model, not a curated record. Lineage: Eukaryota; Fornicata; Diplomonadida; Hexamitidae. The coding region runs from base 1 to 5160 and encodes 1719 amino acids. The transcript has a single exon.